AUGGCAGGUAAUGAGGAACGCGCGAUGAUUGAAGCCACAAGGCCCAGUCUGGCUAAUAUGACUCAGGCUAUUGUGAAGCCUGACAUCACUAGGCACUUUGAACUGAAACAAUACAUGGUACAGCUGAUCCAAUCCACAGCGCUGUUUGUGGGUUUACCUCAUGAAAACCCGCAGAGGCACAUUCAAAAUUUCUUGGAAAUUACGGAUACCUACAACUAUCCGAACGUUUCCAAGGACUAUGUCAGGCUGACAUUUUUCCCCUUUUCACUGAUUGGGGAAGCUAAGGAGUGGUUGAAUAAAGAGCCAGCAAAUUCAAUCUGCACCUGGGAUGGUCUGACGGAUGAGGUAUUGGGUCACACUUUUGUAGAUGGGUUAGAUAAUGCUUCAAAGAUAAAUCUUGCCGCUUGUGGGGGUAGUUGCAUGGCCAGACCGUACAGUGAAAUCCAAAUCUUGCUGAAUAACUUCACUGCUAAUUAUAAUAACUGGCAAGGUGAGGGUGAUUCACGAAAGGCAGUUAAGCAAAAAUUAGCUGGGUUACUUGAGUUAGACGAAGUGUCAGCCAUGAGAGCCGAUAUUGCAAAGCUGGCCAAUCAGAUGACUAGGAUGACAAUGCAGCAACUACAAACAAUGCAACACAAUCUAUCUAUUAUGUGGGGCAACAGAACAAAGGUGCCGAAUCAGCAUGCACAAUACGGGAAUUCUUAUAAUCCAAAUUGGAGGAAUCAUCCCAACUUCUCAUGGGGUGGAAAUCAUCAGAAUCAGCAUAGACCCCAAGGGAAUUUCAAUCAGCCUCAGAGACCACCCCAACAAAUGGAAGAAAGUACCAAUGAUCUGCUAAAGAAGUUGUUGAUUGACAAUCAGCAACUCAGGACCGACUUCAAAAAUCUUGAAAGGCAAAUGGGGCAGUUAGCAACAAAUCAAAACACUAGACCUGCAGGCGCCCUCCCCAGUGAUACAGAAAAGAACCCUCAAGUGAAUGCAGUUACACUUAGAAACGGGAGGGAGCUAGAGGAAGUUCCAAAGAAAAAGGAAGACAAGCCCAUACCUGAUGGAGAUUUGAUCCCUAAAGUGACUCAAGAGAAAAAGAAUGCUGCUGAAAUUUCAGAGCCAGUGGAGGCCACAAGACCACCACCCCCUUUUCCCCAGAGAUUGCAGAAAAAGAAUGAUGAUCACAUGUUCACAAAGUUCCUCUCUAUGUUGAGCCAGGUUCAAUUGAAUAUCCCACUUGUUGAUGUGCUUCGUGAAAUUCCAAACUUCACGAUUCCUGUGCGCAUUGGUAAUAUUGAUGUGGGUCGUGCUCUUUACGAUUUGGAGGAGAGCAUAAAUCUGAUGCCCCUGUCUUUGUUCAAACAAUUGGGCCUGGGAGCUCCAAGGCCCACUACUGUGAUGUUACAGCUGGCUGACAGAUCGAUAGCACACCCUGAAGGGGCUGAUGAACUGGUUCCAAUCAUAUUGGGGCAACCUCUCUUAGCUACUGGUGAUGCAAUUAUCAAAGUGAGAGAGGGAAAGAUGAUUUUAAGGGUAGAUGACAAGGAAGCAGUUUUUAAUGUCUACAGAGCAAUCCAACUUACCCGCCACUACGAGCAGCUCUCAGUGAUAUCUGUUGUUGAGGCCAAUGAGCAGAUUCAUUAUCCGAGUGUAUAUCUAGAUGAUUCUCUAGAGAAAGCACUUAUGUUACUUGAUAGCCUGGGGGUUGAUGAGGAGGUUGAGGAAAUGAUGCACAUCCUUGAUACAUCUUGUGCAUACCUGCAAGGGACGCACCCCUUCGAGCCUUUGAAUAGACCAGAGGGGCCUCCUCCAAAGCCGUCAAUUGAGGAAGCCCCAAAAUUGGAACUUAAACCCCUUACACCUCACCUAUAA
Nicotiana tabacum (common tobacco) is the source of this 1860-nucleotide messenger RNA. Lineage: Eukaryota; Viridiplantae; Streptophyta; Magnoliopsida; Solanales; Solanaceae. The record is from RefSeq and is a predicted model, not a curated record.